Laccaria bicolor S238N-H82 is the source of this 528-nucleotide messenger RNA. RefSeq lists its product as uncharacterized. The record is from RefSeq and is a predicted model, not a curated record. The transcript has 6 exons. NCBI's taxonomy places the organism in Eukaryota, Fungi, Basidiomycota, Agaricomycetes, Agaricales, Hydnangiaceae. The coding region runs from base 1 to 528 and encodes 175 amino acids.
AUGCUCCAAGGCUAUAAUACACUUUCCAAAAUUCCUCAAAAUUUUUGGGAGUAUGCUGCACAAUAUGAUGUUGAAGCUACAUCAAUGGAAAACACGCAGGGACGACACUCAGAUCUGGCUGGCGCUCAGGCCUGCUCAGGCUUUGAGCGAUCAUUGCUCGGGAGCACGGAAGCCAUCACCAGCACCAAGCCAUCAACUCAGGCACCCCUGAUACCCACCCGCAGCACCACUAACUUCCAAGUGCAUAUCAACGCCAUAGAAGGCAUCAUACCUUCAUUAUAUUGUUGUGACGAUACACUAUGGAGAGGUGGUGUUCUGUAUCUAAAGCUGGGAUAUGGCCAUGAAAGAAAGUACCCACAUACCUCUGUACCCCUCACAUUUGUCGUGACUCAUUUUUCAGCCGACAUUGUGAACCCAACGCGACUGCUCUCAUUUUGCAUCUGGCAAGAUGACUUUGUUACUGGAGCCAAGUCGGAAGCGCUUCACACCUUGCAUUGCGCCAAGUUCAAGCUUAUUAUGACCAACUGA